Molecule: messenger RNA, 1197 nt
Organism: Cyprinodon variegatus (sheepshead minnow)
Lineage: Eukaryota; Metazoa; Chordata; Actinopteri; Cyprinodontiformes; Cyprinodontidae
Product: low-density lipoprotein receptor-related protein 6-like
Exons: 5
Source: RefSeq, a predicted model, not a curated record
UUUUCUGUUCUUCCAGGUCAGGAACGCGAGGUGAUCGCCGAUGACCUCCCCCACCCCUUCGGACUCACCCAGUACCAGGACUACAUCUACUGGACGGACUGGAGCCACCGCAGCAUCGAGCGGGCCAACAAGUCGAGCGGUCAGAACCGGACCCUGAUCCAGGGCCACCUGGACUACGUGAUGGACAUCCUGGUCUUCCACUCCUCCAGACAGGCCGGCUGGAACGCCUGCGCCUCCACCAACGGACACUGCUCCCACCUCUGCCUCGCCGUGCCCAGCAGCUUCGUCUGCGGAUGCCCCGCCCAUUUCUCCCUGAACUACGACAACAAGACGUGCAGCGCUCCCACAUCGUUCCUGCUCUUCAGCCAGAAGGCGGCCAUCAACCGGAUGGUGAUCGACGAGCAGCAGAGCCCGGACAUCGUCCUGCCCAUCCACAACCUGAAGAACGUCCGCGCCAUCGACUACGACCCGCUGGACAAGCAGCUGUACUGGAUCGACUCCAAACAGAACAUCCGGAGGUCCCAAGAGGACGGGAACCAGAGCGUAACGGUGGUGUCGAGCUCCUGGCUCGGACACGGACCGGGCCUUCAGCUGUACGACCUGAGCAUCGACAUCUACAGCCGCUUCAUCUACUGGACCAGCGAGGUGACCAACGUGGUCAACGUGAGCCGGACGGACGGCAGCAGAGUGGGCGUGGUCCUGCGGGGCGAGCACGACAAGCCGCGGGCCAUCGUGGUCAACCCGGAGAAAGGGUACAUGUACUUCACCAACCUGCAGGACCGCUCGCCCAAGAUCGAGCGGGCGGCUCUGGACGGGACGGAGCGGGAGGUUCUGUUCUUCAGCGGGCUGGGUAAACCCGCCGCUCUGGCCAUCGACAACCAGGCGGGGAAGCUGUUCUGGGUGGACUCGGACCUGCGGCGCAUCGAGAGCAGCGACCUGUCCGGAGCCAAUCGGAUCGUGAUUGCUGACUCGAACAUCCUGCAGCCGGUGGGCCUGACGGUGUUCGGGAACCACCUUUACUGGAUCGACAAGCAGCAGCAGAUGAUCGAGAGGAUCGACAAAAACACGAGGGAGGGCCGCACCAAGGUCCAGGCCCGGGUCGCCUACCUGAGCGACAUCCACGCCGUGCACGAGAUCGACAUGCAGGAGUACCGUGAGUCAAUGCUCCAGCACAUAGACUGAUCCAUCUUUCUGCCC